Molecule: messenger RNA, 1501 nt
Organism: Apus apus (common swift)
Lineage: Eukaryota; Metazoa; Chordata; Aves; Apodiformes; Apodidae
Exons: 2
Coding region: 808-1500 (230 amino acids)
Source: RefSeq, a predicted model, not a curated record
ACCCACUGUCCCCAUGCCCUGCUGAUGUCCCCGGGGGCACCGAUGGCUCCGGGCAGGGCAGGCGCUGGUUCCCGCCGUGGUGCCUGUUGGGAAUGGGCUGAGCCAGGGAGAGCCGAGGGUGAGGGGGUGUCCCCCGUGUCCCCAGCCCUGUCACCCUGUGGGCUGGGGCGGGCAGUUAAACCACUGGCACUGGAGAGGAGAGAGACCGAGGGGCUGGAAACGGGACUGGACAUCUUCCCUGGAUCAGUUCUGAUGGAACAGGAAACAAGUAUAAAAAUAUGUUAAAAUAUUGACGAAUAUGUAAAAAAUACACACGAAUCCAUCCAAAUCCAGACCAACCCGUGCGUGUCCACGUCAGUCACUGUCGCGCUGCCUCCCAGGAACGCUCCGCGGGCCCUGGGGAACACCCGGCCUGGACUGCUGGAGUCAGGAGCCCAGGGACUCGGGAAGACACGGAUUCGGGAACACACGGAGCGGGAUCAAAGGCAGAAGGAUGGACAGAGCCUUCUCAGGCCACCCGCCAUGGAUGGAGAGAGCUUGGCUCUGCGACCCCUCAGCUCUAUCCCAGGCUCGAGGGACGGGUCGGAAUGGCACCUCCAGCCCGGCUGGGUCCCCUUCCGUGGCAGCUGCGACCCUGGAAGCACACCUGGUUCAGUCCCAGCUCCAGCCAGGCCCUGCCCUGGGGAGGGUCUCCCGGGGGUCCGGGCAGAGGUGGCACCACAGCUCUAAGGGGGUCCCAGAGAUGCCCUCCCCCCCGCGCCGCGUGGCCGCCCCGCGCGCUCCCUGUCCCGCAGCAUCACCCGGGGAAUGAGGCUCCUGGCCGGGAAGGGAGGAGCCACCAGGAAUGGCCUCCUUGGAGAACACAUCUUCCAGGCCAAGGCUGUGACUCACCUGGUGACCUUGAGCGGUGAUAAGGACUGUGGGAAGCUGAGGACACCACAGGCAUCCCCACGGCUGAGAUUUUUGAUCCAAGAGCUGCUGGUGCCCGAGCUGGAGCAGUUCCUCAAGGAGGACAAGGAGACCAGGCAAGACACCCUUGGAGCUGAUGUUCUGGGGCACACGAUGGUCUCACCCCACUGGUGGGGUGGUCACCACACGGUGACCUUUGGGCACCAGAGCAUGUCAGGAGCUGAUCCUGCGCCCUUCUACAAAGGGGUGGUCAGCACCAAACGGAACCAGGAGGUCACCCAGCUGGUGGGAAUGGUCCGUGGAAUGGUGAGGGAGAACAGGGACAAGUGGGAUGGCAGAGGCGGGUGCCAGGAACCAUGUUUGAUGGGAAGGAAGCACCACGUGGAUGGGUCCGAAGCUGAGGGGGAGCGCUCCAGGGAGUCAAUCCCAGAGUCACGGGAAUAUGGAGGUUGGCAGGAGCCUCUGGAGAUGGCCCAGGCCACCCUAUCCCACGUAGGGUCCCCCAUCGAGGAGGGUACCCAGGAUAUUUCCAGUUGGAUUUGGGACAUCUCCAGGGAUGGAGACACCAGCCUCUCCCUGGAGUUGUCCUGAC